GGACCGGGUACCCAAUGAGCAAAGCCCAACCAGUAUCUGCCCAAUUCUCCUCGUGUUUGCCUCCCUCGUGUUGAGUUGAGUGCGAAAUUGAAAUCCCUGAAAUUGAGUUGUAUAGAUUUGUUUUUUCUCCAAUUAGAGUUUGAGUUGUACAUAAGAUUUGUCAAUCACAGCUGAAUUCUAAAAAUAGAAGCUGCGCGUCGAUGUCACUGAGAAUAAAGACGGUGGUGGACAAAUUUGUAGAGGAGUUGAAGGAAGCGUUGGAUGCAGAUAUACAGGACAGGAUUAUGAAGGAAAGAGAGAUGCAGAGUUACAUUCAAGAGCGUGAACGCGAGGUUGCUGAACGUGAAGCCGCCUGGAAAGCUGAGCUCUCUCGCCGCGAGGCAGAAAUUGCUAGACAGGAAUUAAGAUUAAAGACUGAAAGAGAAAACCUUGAGAAAGAGAAGAGUGUUUUAAUGGGAACAGCGUCUAAUCAGGAUAACCAAGAUGGAGCUCUUGAAAUCACAGUAAGUGGUGAGAAGUAUCGAUGCCUAAGGUUUUCUAAAGCAAAGAAGUGACGCAUUUUAGAAUUACAGGAUCGUGAAUUGGUUAAUGACUUUUAAUUGUUUUACCUGGAAGCUCACAUCAUUUUAAUUCAUCCUUACUUCUCAUGCAACAUUUAUCUCCCUUUUAAAUGUAUAUGAUUUAAACUUUAUUGUACGUGGUUGUAAAGAGAAUUGCUACAGGUACAAGAGUGGAGACAACUUUCAUCGAC
Molecule: messenger RNA, 751 nt
Organism: Daucus carota subsp. sativus
Lineage: Eukaryota; Viridiplantae; Streptophyta; Magnoliopsida; Apiales; Apiaceae
Exons: 2
Coding region: 201-554 (117 amino acids)
Source: RefSeq, a predicted model, not a curated record